CAUAUGCAUAUUAAAUACUGCAAUUGGAUAUGAAAUAAUACAACCAACGAUAUUUGGGUUGAAACUUUAAGAUUAUUCUUCAUUUAUAAGUUAUGAAAAGUCUAAAAUAUGAAAUAUAAGUAUAAAGAACCAUAAAAAAUACUUACAUGAAACUUAGUGGGCUAGCUAACCAUGAUGGAAAAGUCCUAUCCUUUUUAGAAUUUAAAUUCGUGUGUUAUGUAUUAAAAAAAGAUACAACAAAUUUAUUUAGUAUAAUUGGUUAUAUUAUUGUCUUUGUUCGAAAAUAUGGUUCAAAUUCUUAUACUAACAAUUUUAAUAUGAAAUAAAUAACUAAAUAAUGUGAAGACAAAAAUAUCCUUCCUACUUUCACUCUAGUUGCAGGAAAUUUGAAAUGGAGCAAACCCAACCAACCCAAAUAAAGGAGGUUGCUAUUCGUCGCCGUAAAGAUCCUUAUUCGUCGCCCUAACUAUGCUUUUAGUUACUCUUACCACCUGCCCGCCUUUGCCUCGGACGAGCUGGGAGCCCAUCCUUCAGCUAAGUCGGACGGAUUUCUUCCACGAACCAAGACAAGUGACGGACAUGUUGAAAACCAGUUGCUGGCGAGCUUGCGACAGGUCAGCAACCUGUUUCAAGCUCGUCGGCGAUGGGGUUUCAACCCGUCCGGCCAACAUCACACAAAAGCAACAAAAAACUACAUGGGCACGUCGACGAGAUUGGGUCGGUGGCGGAUCAGUCGUCUUCUCCUUUCCUUCUUCUCCACAGGGGUCGCUGGUGGGAUUCAUCCGCCUUCUUCUUCUUCUUCGCAGAAACGAUGCAGUGUAGCAGGCGACAGAUAAUGCUCUCUCUUCCUUCUUCGGCCUCCUCCUGGAUGACAACAAUGAUGGGGGGGGACGAUACCACUGGGAGACCAAGAGGAUCACAUGACAUUAUAAUAAAUAUAGCAAGGUUACUUUUGGAAUAAAAUUUCAGUAAUAUGGAAUUUCAAAAUAGCUUACCUCCACUUUGCCCUCCCUCUCUCUCUCUUCUCUCUCUCUCUCUCUCUCUCUCUCUCUCUCUCUCUCUCUCUUAUUUGUGAUUUUGAUCGUCGAUGGAAGGAUGGCCGCCUCCACCGGGGAAGAUCGACCAAAUUGGUGGGCUCAGUUAUUUGGUGUUGAUGAAGGCAACAUAUUACGUUAUUUCCAUGGGAAAACAAUAUGUGGAAAAAUUCCCCGAGCUAUUCUAGAAGAAGUAGUUGUGCGAUGGCGAGAAAAAACUAGAGGGUAAAUUCCACUCAUAGCCGUUGGCGUUUUCAAUGAUCCAGUCCUAGGCAAACAGUAUGUGGGGAAAGGAGGGUCUGAUUCAUUUUUCUAGGUUUUGUGGGUCAAUGUUUCUGUUUUAGUUCCCGGAUCUUGCUACGAGUAUCUGUGUAUUUGGAAGGGGGCCAUGGCAUUGCCAAACAUUUAUGUGUGUUCUUCGUCGUUGGACCCCUGUGAUUCAACCGUUAGAUAUUCAACUAGCUUCUUUGCCAAUUUGGGUAAGGAUCUAAGGUAUUCCUCUUGAGUACCAUACUGUCGAAUGAUUGAGCCAAAUUGCAAGUGUUUUGGGAGUUUCGUUAUGGAUUGACUAAGCUAUCAAUUCAGGACUUAAGUUGGGGCGGCUAACCUAUGUGUGGAAUUGAGGGUGGAUGUCUCAUUUCAUGAAGAGAUUAAAGUUCGUCCUGAAGGGGAGGUGGAGUUUUCUUUAUUGAUUGAAUAUAUGAGGGUUCCUCCUAGGUGUCAGCAGUGCCAGAUGUUUGGGCACAACAUUGGGCAUGGGUCUAAAUGCAAGGUUGCAGAAGAAACAUAAAUGGUGUGGGUAUAUAAAGCUCCAGCAGGGGUUAAGGAACCAACCAGAGCUCCUGAUGAUGUUACUAAUACAUAUACUAUUGGUGUUGAAUUGGCAACUAAAGUUGGGUUCCAUGUGAUUUCCCAAAGUUUGUUAUUGAGAUCUAAUGUGGCUUCUUCAAGUAGUACCAAAGAUGUUUCUCGGCCUCAAGAGAAUUCAGAUGACUUGAAUGAUAUUGAUGCUUAGUUGAAGAAAUUUAGAAGGCUAGUAAUAAAGGAAAGUUUGUAAUGAAGUUCGCCAUGAAAUCUUAAGUAAAGGUUCCUUCCACUAAGAAACAUAGAUAUGUGGAUACUCAGUUACUUAAGAAUAAGGUAGAUUUAGUUGCAAUACUAGAAAGUGGAGUGUCUUAUAAGAAUUCCAAAUCCAUAGUUAAAGGUCAGUUUGAAGAGUGAGGACAUUUACAUAAUUAUGACAAGUCUUCUUCAGGUCAAGUGUGGUUUCUUUGGAGAAGUCGUAUUAUAGUUACUUUGUUAGAGUCUGGAGAAAAUUUCUUUCAUCUAAGAGUUUUUAGGGGUAUGGAAGAGUUUUUGGUUACUACUGUGUACAGUUCUAAUGAAGAUGCUCAAAAGUUACUUAUCUAUUGGGAUUUUUCCAUUUACAAAACUGAUCAUUUGCCUUGGGUAGUCAUAGGGGACUUCACUGCGAUUGAAGAAAUUAAGGAUGCCUCUAAUGUUGUUGUUGUGACAAGAGUAUGAUGGAUUUUAGAGAUUGGAUUGAUGGCAUGCGAUUGGUGGACUAUAAGGACAUGGGGUCAUGGUACACUUGGUAGAAUAACAAGAUGACAACCCU
This is a messenger RNA of Linum trigynum, 2652 nucleotides long. Lineage: Eukaryota; Viridiplantae; Streptophyta; Magnoliopsida; Malpighiales; Linaceae. The record is from the annotation of a GenBank genome assembly.